Messenger RNA from Chara braunii, 2289 nucleotides. NCBI's taxonomy places the organism in Eukaryota, Viridiplantae, Streptophyta, Charophyceae, Charales, Characeae. The record is from the annotation of a GenBank genome assembly.
CUCGAUGCUCGAUGCUCGAUGCUCGAUGCUCGAUGCUCGAUGCUUGAUGCUUGGUAAUCAACCUUCCUACGAAGCACAGAGGAACUACGACUAUGAUCUUUGAUGGCGUUCUUCCCCUUGCAGCAUUGGUGGAAUUGCGGCAUAAUCAAAUGCAGGACGGCCGGGACAUGAUUGACGAGGAUGAUGAAAACUCGGCCAAACUUUCAACAUGGUUGUAUCUGACAACUGCCGAGCAGCAGCAUUGCCAAUGGAGAUCAGUGCGUGGAUUGAAUAGAACGACUGCUGAGCUAACGAGCGUGAUUGACGCGGAUGGCCGAUGAGAGACAAGCAAGGUCGAUCCAGAUGAGUGGCGAGCCUGAUCAGGGACAGGGAGCAAUAUGCGGAACAUUAUUUCGUCAAUGGUUGGACCAGUUCGUAGUAGUGUAUCUCGAUGAUAUCCUCGUGUAUAGUAAAACACUACGUCUUGAGGAACAUGUGAAACACUUGCGAAUGGUGCUACAGAAGGAAGUUGUGAAUCGACAAGGUGAAUCAAUGCGCUGCUGCGCGGCCUGCCCCUCUGUGUGAUCAUCAUAUUGGCGCUAUGUCGUAGUUGUUUUUUGUUUUUUUGAAUGCGGCUUUGCAUACCCUCUGCCAUCCGAUGUGCUUAGCAUGUUCUAGGUUCAUUGAACUUCAUUCAGUGUUCAGUGAACAUGGUCAUACAUGAAGUUGAACUCAUUCAAGACUCAAGUGAAGAGAGAAUAGUGAGAAGGAAGGAAAGCUGCGGAGAAGUCUCAAGAGAAGUGAAGUGAACUCAAAGAUCAAAUCUAAAUUUCAUUCCACCACCCCUUCUCCUCCUACUAUCGCUUCCAAUCUUCCAAUUGAUACACAAAGGUUCUGGACCUGGCACAAACUGAAGUUCAAUUGAUACACAAAGGUUCUGGACCUGGCACAAACUGAAGUUCAAGUUGCCCAAAGGUGCUGGACCUGGCAUCGACGAGGGCUAAACUUCAUCAUAGUCUCCCAGUCUCUUACCGUUGAAGAUAUUCUCGAACUGAGCCUCAACAGCGGAGCACCCGACAAGGGUGGAUGCCCCUCACCAUCCACCGACUACCCAUGCCGGAAGAGCUCAGAGUGCUAACUAGCUAUGGAGGUUCCCACCCUCUGCCAGUUCAUUACCGUGGUGAGUAACAAUGUCCAAGACCUGCUCUUGCUUUUCUCCUCCUCCCAUAGAACAAGUUGGAGUAGUGGGUCCUCGGUCGAAGAGUCGCAACCCAGGCAUGAAGGAGUACACUCGCGGAGUCGCAGCCCAGGUAUGAAGGAGUACACUCGCAGAGUCGCAGCCCAGGCAUGAAGAAGUCGUACACUCGCAGCCCAGGCAUGAAGAAGUCGUACGCUCGCAGCCCAGGCAUGAAGGAGUCGUACACUCACAGCCCAGGCAGGCAUGAAGGAGUCGUACACUCGCAGCCCAGGCAGGCAUGGAGGAGUCGUACACUCGCAGCCGAGGGAUGAAGGAGUCGUACACUCUAUAAGCCAACAAGCUCCAGCAUUCCUAAGGAGCCCUUCUUCCUCCUCCCUCUAGCUCUGAUGAUGUUGGAAACUCUGAAAAUCGCUGGACUCAGAAAUCCACAGAUCAGCACCAUGACGUCAGCGCUAUGCUGGAAUGAGGUCGUGCUCUAUUGCUACCACUGCAUGCACAUAUUCCCCAUGAUGACCUGGAGGUAGCUAUCCGGUUGCCCCGAGGCCCUUCCUGCAGUCGCUUGACAGUCAAACGAUGGGUGAAACUUUCACCGCGGGUAACUCUCUCCCAUCUAGCCUAGGCAUGUACUGUUCUCCACGUCUGAUAUACCUCUAAGCCUGUCAUGCUGUACAACAGUGUACAGCAUGGACCUGAUACCGAACUUGCUGGAAAAUCUCUUCAAGUACCCGAAGUUUCAUGCAACGUUCACCUUUCUUUCGUGUCCCGUCGAGGCGCCUUCAAGAAUCCACCGAAGAGCUAAGGGUUCCUGACGACUCUUUUCGCCAAAUGGAAUUAAAUAGGCCGCAGCUUCACGGUGGUAAUGGUGAACGCUGCGCCCGUCCAUUUACGUUUCAUUUCACUUGGAGUCAUCCAUUCCAUCUGGCAUGCUUCUGUUUAAGUCCAUUAGUGGGUCCGGAUACGCAGAAUACUCGGACAAACGAUUAAAAGAGAUUUUCAAUGAUCAUUGAAAUGCAGCGAUGUGGUGUUCUUUGGUGUUUUGGCACUAGGGCAGGCUUAUCCUUGUAGAAAGUCCCGAAUGCAUGCCUUGCAACAAGUAAAGGCAUGCUUAUCCU